This is a messenger RNA of Fibroporia radiculosa, 492 nucleotides long. RefSeq lists its product as uncharacterized. Lineage: Eukaryota; Fungi; Basidiomycota; Agaricomycetes; Polyporales; Fibroporiaceae. The transcript is spliced from 3 exons. Gene Ontology annotation, biological process: tRNA 5'-leader removal; rRNA processing. The record is from RefSeq and is a predicted model, not a curated record. Bases 1 to 492 code for a protein of 163 amino acids. Gene Ontology annotation, molecular function: ribonuclease P RNA binding. Gene Ontology annotation, cellular component: ribonuclease MRP complex; ribonuclease P complex.
AUGUCCGAACUUCUCGCUCUUUCUCCCUCCCCGUCCAAUCCCAUCACUCAGCCUCCCCCUAAUGCGCUUCCGAAUACCGCAACAAUGCAUGCGAAGCUCGUUAAAGCGGACUUUCACGGCUCCCUUGUGACCGUGAGACAGAGUAAGAAUCCUUGUCUCGUUGGCCUUUCGGGCCUUGUCAUCCACGAGACAGAAAAUGCGUUCAAGAUUGUCACCAGGAAAGAUCAGCUGAAGUUGAUCCCGAAGAAGAACUCUAUCUUCGUUUUCGCCGUUCCAUUGUACUCCACCUCGCCUCCAUCACUACCGCCGACACAAGUCACUGCUGCGAUGGCCGCCACUCCGGAAGACGCUGUUACCACUCCCUCGGAAGCAGUGCGGACAGUGCUUGAUCUUCCGCACAUCGAAUUUGAGCUUUACGGGACUCAGUUCUGCUUCCGUGCUGCUGAGCGCGUUGGCCGAAAGUUCAAGCAUAAGGAAACGAUCGAGCUCUGA